AUGGCGGACCAACUGAGUGGUGGAAUGGGGAAGCUGAGUGUUGCCUCUGUGGCACUGCCGGAAAAGAGAGCCCCAGGGAGCAUUGGAACGAAGUUGGACUUUGUCACGAACUUGACUAGCAUUAAAUUGAAGCCGAAUGUGCCGUAUUAUAAAUACGAUGUGCGCAUGUACAUCGUGUACAAAGGGAACGAUGGGAGAGAGGUGCUAAAGGAACUUACGAAGCAAACAAAGGACGACUUCCCGGAGCAAGAGAGAAAGAUGUCCGCGGUGGCUGUGUACAAGCACCUCGUCAAGUCGUACAAAGACAUUUUCCCUCAAGAUGGACAGUUCUUUUAUGAUAGAGCUGCUGUGCUUUUCUCAGCUCAGAAGGAAAUGAAACUCGGAGGACCGGAAAAAAUAAUCACAUUGCCGGCUAACCUUGCUCCAGCAGCGGGAAGCGAUGCUACCGGUAUUCGCGUUGUUAUCAAAAAGGUCACUGAUGGCUAUCAGGUGACAUCGAACGACCUAAUGAAAGCUGUAAAUGUCCGCGACUGCGAGCGGGAUAAAGGAAUUCUCGAGGUGUUGAACCUCGCUGUUUCACAAAAAGGCUAUAUGGAAACAUCGCAAUUUGUGACGUAUGGCACUGGUGUGCACUACCUUUACGACCAUCGCGCUCUGGGAUUCAGGGACAAUGAGCUACCUGAUCUUAUGGAUGGAAAGUACAUGGGGAUCGGCUUGACGAAAGCAGUGAAGGUCCUUGAAGGGGAUCAAGGGAAAUCCGCAAGUGCUUUCGUUGUAACGGACGUGACAAAGGGCGCAUUCCAUAUUGACGAGCAGAAUUUACUGGAGAAGAUUUCGCGAAUGUCCAUAUUCUUUGAUCCACGUACUGGUCUGUAUGUUAGAACAACGUGUAGUAGAAAGAGGACUUUCCCUAUUGGAAAUCUUGCUGCUGCAGCUAAUGCAUUGAAGCUCCAAACUUCUGAUGGUGUGCAGUGCACGAUCGAGCAAUACUUCAAGAAACAAUACAACGUACAGUUGAAGUACCCUGGGCUCUUCACAGUUUCGGAAAGGCAUAAUCCGCACAAUUACUAUCCAGUGGAACUCCUCACCGUGGCGCCAUCACAGAGGGUAACCCUUCAGCAGCAAACACCUGAUCAAGUGGCCUCAAUGAUCAAGGCGUCUGCAACUUUACCCAGCAACCGCCUCCAUCAGACCAAAGUAAUGAAGGAAGCGCUGGAAAUUACACCUCGAAACGCUCAAUUAGCCAGCGCAGGAAUUAAUAUCGAGAAUGGAUUCACUACGGUGCCUGGUCGUGUUUUGCCGACCCCGACUAUUCUCUAUGGAGGUUCCCAGACGCUCAAGCCUGUGGACAAUUGUAAAUGGAAUGGAGAUCGCUCAAGAUUCCUUGAACCUGCACAGUUGACAAAUUGGGCAGUUUGUGCCACACUCACUCAAAAUGAUGCACGUCGUUUGCAGAUUAAAGAUUAUGUAGCGCGUGUGGAGAGUAGGUGUCGCGCUAAAGGAAUGCAAGUCGAGUCUGCGGCUGAGAUCUUCACGCUUACGAAGCAGAAUUUCGAUGGUCUACGGGAGUUCUAUGCUGCUCAAAAGAAGAAAGGUCGUAAAUAUCUCUUGUUCAUCACGUCUGACGCCAUUAAACAGCAUGAUCUAAUCAAACUUCUUGAAGUCGAAUAUCAGAUUGUAUCUCAAGAGGUAAAGGGAAGUAAAGUAGAUUCGGUAAUGUUCAAAAAUCAGAAUCAAACUCUGGAUAAUGUCAUUGCCAAGAUCAACAUGAAACUGGGUGGCAUUAAUUACAACGUUGUUUUGGGAUCAAAACCUAAUGAUCCAGCGAGCAAAUGGCUAAGCGAUAGAGAUCGACUUUUUGUGGGCUUCGAAAUAUCCAACCCUCCUGCUCUUUCGAAACUGGAAAUCGAGCGCGGCGCAACGUACAAGAUGCCAUCUGUGCUUGGAUGGGGUGCGAAUUGUGCAGCCAAUCCUCAGCACUACAUUGGUGAUUAUGUGUUCAUAAAGCCACGCCAGUCAGAUAUGAUGGGUGCAAAAUUGAGUGAGCUGAUUGUUGAAAUACUGAAGAAGUUCCGUGGUGCAACUUCGAUCGCACCUCGUCACAUCGUUCUUUACUUUUCUGGUAUAUCUGAAGGGCAGUUCAGUCUGGUCACCGACACCUACAUGAAGGCAAUUAAUACGGGAAUCACAUCCCUAUCGGCCAACUACAGGCCCAGUAACAUAUCUGGAAAUCGUGCUAACGAGCAAAAUAUCCCACCAGGGACUGUGGUCGACACUAAAAUUGUUUCGCCCGUUAUCAACGAGUUUUACCUCAAUUCGCAUUCUGCUUUCCAGGGUACUGCAAAAACGCCGAAGUACUCCUUGUUGGCUGAUGAUUCUAAGAUUCCUCUGGACGUCAUUGAGGGUAUGACUCAUGGUCUUUGCUACCUGCACGAAAUCGUUACAUCAACGGUCUCUGUUCCUGUGCCGCUUAUUGUAGCCGAUCGCUGUGCCAAACGUGGUCACAACAUCUUCAUUGCGAACUCGAACCAGGGCAGCGCAGCAGUGAACAGUAUUGAAGAAGCGAACGAGAAGUUGGUAAAUCAUGGAGAACUCGAGGAAGGUUCGCUACAAUGCGUAGAAGCUUUCGAUAUUUUUUCCGAACAAUUCACUGUCGCGCGCUGUUGA
This is a messenger RNA of Ostertagia ostertagi, 2667 nucleotides long. The record is from the annotation of a GenBank genome assembly. NCBI's taxonomy places the organism in Eukaryota, Metazoa, Nematoda, Chromadorea, Rhabditida, Trichostrongylidae.